Messenger RNA from Metopolophium dirhodum (rose-grain aphid), 2102 nucleotides. Its product is annotated as MORN repeat-containing protein 3-like. The record is from RefSeq and is a predicted model, not a curated record. Lineage: Eukaryota; Metazoa; Arthropoda; Insecta; Hemiptera; Aphididae. The transcript has 5 exons. The coding region runs from base 96 to 803 and encodes 235 amino acids.
UCUCCGACACUUUGGAUCUAAUUGAGAAUAAUAUUUUUACACUAUUACGCCCUCGUCACCGUUCGGAAGGUUAUUCGGACCGAAAACCUCUCGAAAUGCCUUCGAUCCAUCGCAGGUGCGGCCCGUCCAAGGUACAGUGGUUGGAGCAGAACUCCAUGAAAAACGGAUUCAAGCCUGGAGUGCACGAAAAGUACGGGCUGUAUGUGGGCAACUGGGAAUACGACACAAAACAAGGAAAAGGAAAAAAGUCUUACAAGAACAAAACAGUUUACGAGGGAGAUUGGGUCGCGAACAAAAGACAUGGUUUUGGCGUGCUGAUGAAGAAAGUCGAUGACCAUUUUGUAUACGUUUACGAAGGACAAUGGAUCAAUAACCGAUUCGCUAAAGGCAAAUGGUACGAAGAGGGCGGCAUUUACGAUGGUUGCUUUUCGACGGCCGGUAACAGAAUAAAAUGCGGUUACGGGACCAUGCGGUGGAACGACGGUGCCGUAUACCGAGGUCAUUGGCGAAACAACGAAUACGACGGCCGAGGAAAACUCACUGAAGCGAACGGUAACGUUUACGAAGGACAAUGGAGAAAUGGUUUGAAACACGGUGAAGGUGUGUACGUGUUCAAAGACAAAGGCCAAUCGAUGGAGGGCGUUUGGAUCGGCGGAGAGCUGAAACUCAGCACCGUCAGAUAUGUGGACGAACCGGACAGUGCGCGAACACAAUAUGUCAUGCCCGAGAUUUCCAAAUCUGACGAGAAAAGUAUACGAGAAGCGUACGAGUACACGAAAUCGGAAACGCUCAAAAACCUGUGAGAAAUAUCGAAACCGUUGCGUUAUGAAAUUAUAAAUUGUAUAUAAUAAUAUUGUGUUGUGAGUAUAAUAUAUUAUAAUGUAUACGGUAUGAUAUUAUAACGAUCUACCGUAGUGCGUACACUACCGAAGGGUAGGGGGCAGUGUCGAAAUCGACUGGCUGAGCGUGAAUAAUUUUUAUGUUUUCCGUGAUCCGACAAUGCAGUCGAGAAAUGCUAUGUCGUUUCGGUUGCUCCCAUUCAGAAGGACAGUUUUACGAGUUUGCCAAAUAAUAAGGAUAAUACAUUAAGCACAGUAGAUUUAAACUAGGAAUCCCGAAUCGGUAUCCGAAUAUUUCGGUUCAGCUCCUUUUGUUAAGCUUGAUGAAGUAUCCCAGCGAUUAAACAUUGUUCGAGGGUAACUACAGUAAGUAUAUGGUUGUGUGAUCAGGGUUUCCAACAAUAUGGUUGUAUUAAGGAAAUUAUUAUAACAUAUUAUAAUAUGCAAAUGUAAGACUUCCUUUGUAAUUAUUACACGUCUAACAAUAUACAUAUUAAAUUGAUCAAUUAAUUUAAGUCUAUAAUCUCAUUAUUUAUAAAAGUUUAAACUUUUUUGAAAAGAUUGUAUUACAUAAUUUUACGCAAACAUAGUUUUUGAAAAAAAUUUAUAUUUUUUAAAACUGUUUCAUUGUUAUCUGAAGUCUUGAGUUGUUUCAUUUUUUAAACGACAACAUUAGCAUUCAAUUUUAUAUUCCAAAGCAGUAAAUAUUUUUGGGAGUAUUUAGAUACAUACGAAUCAAAGAUUAUAUAAUAUAGUUACUACGUCUCCGGGCAAUAAGUCGAUGCACCUAUAGUUUAUUCAACAAAAUUAUUUUUUUAUGUGACACGCAAUGUAACAUACUAUAAGUAUGUAAGUAUAAUUACUUACGUUUGCUAUACAGACAAUUGCCGUAUUAAUUUUGUGCAGCUGUCGGAAUAAGAAAUAAUUCUCUUGCAAGGAUGACGUGUUUAGCCAAUGCAGAUCCGUUCUUUUUAUAGUUUUUGUAAUUUAUAUAAAAUAUAAAUUGUGUUCUGUGCCUCUUACACGAUUGUAAUAUUUUAUUUUAUCUUAUUAGACUUACAUUAUUGUGAAAUUUUUCAAACUAUUAUAGUUUUAUUAUUUUGAGUCACCGUAAUAUUAGGUUUUGGCCCGUUAAAAAAUAAUUAUAAUAAAUAAUUAUAAGUAAUUUUGAUGAGUAGAGUAGUGGACUAGCAUUUUUCAGAGUACCCAUCUACUGUCAACAUUUAAUUUUAAUGAAUCAAUGUGAUCCGAAAAAUAUAAAAU